CCGCUGCUUGCGCAGAGUGCAAGACUGGGCUGGAUCCUGCCGGCGUGGAUGCUGCGCUGUCUGUCCGGGGGAACAAGACCCGAGCGGCGGACUUCAACUUAUGAAUGGAUUUAUGCGGUUGAGAUUUGUUCUGUGCUGCCAUUUCUGUUUUCCCGGGAGCGAUCACGGUUUCUUCGUUGUCUCCUUCCAUGAGAAUUACUCUUACGAGCUUCCUUGCUUCGUUGUUUCCUUAGUAAUUUUGAGUGUGAUAUUGUGCAUUCCGUAGACAACACUCAGGCUUCUCUCCUCAUCCUUUACCAAGGGAGCUCUCCCUGCAAAUAUGAUUUCAUAACAUACUACUCCUUUUACAUCAGUACAGAAUGAGCUUUCUGCAUAAAUCUCUUGUGACUCAACUGCGAUUCAUACAAAUGUUGGAUUAUAAAACUGUGUGUGUGCUGAUAUUGCUAUUUAGCAUCUAUGAAAAGUUAUGGUGGGAUUCUCAAGUGCACUACAAAAGUAACACUCCUGUGGCUACCUGGGGCUCAGGAAAGUCAGGAUAGGUGCUCCACUCUUUUGUGUGCUUCUAGCAUGCAAUCCAGUAUGUAGGGGAGUGAUGCCGCACCUUAAAUCCUGUGUUUAGUUUUUUUGCCCCUCACUACAAGACACACAUUGAGGGGCUGGAACAUGUCCAGGGAAGGGCAACGGAGCUAAAGAAGGUCUAGAGCACAGGUCUGAUGGACAGUAGCUGAGAGAGCUGGAGAGACUCAGCCUGGAGAAAAGGAGGCUCAGGGGACACCUUAGCAGUCUCUACAACUACCUGAAAGGAGAUUGUACCAAGAUGGGUGCCUGUCUCUUCUCCCAGCUCUAGGAAUAGUCACAUAGAUCAUCUGCCUGAGGAUUAUGUGAACCUGGGAACUUCACAUGGAGCAAAAGAUUCAAGAACUGGAAGACGCUGAUGUCAGAAACUGGUCUAACCAACACCCGUCUCUGGCAGCUGAGCGAGAAUGGAUUCUGAAACAGAGUAAAAUGCAAACAGAACUGAACUGGCAGCAGGUCUCUGAGAAUGCUGGAUGUAAUUGGUAUCAGAAAUCAGAGGAUCUAGCACACAGCCUGUCUUCAUCAAGAAAGGAGGUAUUUCAGUAUGACGAUGAAAGUUCUCUGUGUAAAGAUAUCCCUGCUUUGGAAAUAAAAAAGCUGCAGGAACAGAAUUCCAGCCUUCGGGCUGCUAUUGCACAAAUGAGGAAAGAAAUGGAGAGUCUUGAUGAGCAGAUAUUUUCUUCCCUUCCUCUAACAGAAGACAGACAGCUUGCAGAGCAAGGUUCAUUGAGCACAAACAAAAUUUCAACUGGAACCACACUGAACAACAUCAAAGUCAGUUCAGCUAAGUUGGAUUGUAUAGUAAACCCAAACAAAGAAGAGGGGCCAGAACCCAAAGUUCUUGAAGAAAACAUGGUAGAUUUUGGAAAACAGUUACCUGAUGUAGGUGCUGGUGUUGGUUGUCAGUAUAGUGUCAGAUGCACUCUACAAGGAAUGCAAAAUAAACUCAAAGAAGCAGCAAGAAAAAUCUCAAUUCUGAGACAAGAAAAGCGGCAGCUGAUUGAAAUGGGAAACAGACUCAGGGCAGAACUUGGAAUGGUGUUAAAGGAAGGACUCUGGCAUCCUGUUAGCUCUAAACACUGCACAGUUUGUAUUGCCUCUGGCAGUCUCCCUCCAAGAGAGCUUGUCAAAAGAACACAGUAUCAACUAUCAGUUCUAAAGCAUCUACAGCACAGGCUCUCAACACAGGAGCUGCAGUGUGCAAGGCAACAGCACCUUUCAAGGAUCUCUUCUCUUACUGCCUGCCCUAUCUUAAAGGAAGAAGAAGCUCCAAGCAGCUGUGGGGAAGAAACAGAAUUACCAUCUGCUGAGGUUCGGCUAAGGUUCGGCAAUUUCUCUUUUGAAAAUCAUGAGCCAGAUACAAUCUCAGCAGCAAAGGCAGAUACAUCCACAAAAAUUGUUCAAACUCAGCUGCUUAGUCAGAGUCCUAGUCAAGUCCAGCAGGUCCUGCUUUCUUCAUCUAGAGCACAUAAUUUCUGUCAAAUUUUAGACAUGGGAUCAAGCCUUUCUCUACUCAGUCCUCGAAAGAACACCAGCCAGGCAGAGUUUGAAGUUGUACGUUCAAUCAAGCAAUAUGAAGAAUCUCAGCAAAAUGUCAAAGCCAAGGACAAACUUGAAACAUCAGCUGAAGAUUUGACAAUCCGAGGAACAAGGCUGGAAGUUCAGCAGAAGUUAAAAUCCAGGAGUUUAUCUUAUCAUCUAUUAAAACCAAAAAUCCCUUCUAGCAUGGCAAAAAUCCGCAAUUAUAAUAUUAAAGACUGAUUUCUAUGUUGACAGCAUGUCGUAGGUCCGCACUUGCUAUUAACUUACUUUGACAUCUCUAUAUUAGGUCUAAUUAUCAGCCUCAGUUUUGUAUGUUAGGUUGAGAUAUUUGCAGCCAGAAGUGAGAACAAAUACCCUGCCUCAUACACUGAAGCCUAAAAUAAAGGGUUAAUCUGUGUACAUGAUGAGAUUACAGUCUUCACUGUUAAUACCGAUUUAUUUUAAUUAUAUAUGUUAAGAUUUUCUUGCAUCAUGGAUUUAGAAAUGCCCAGUUAAUACACAGGUAAAGCCUUGUGCCUUCAGGCAGGGCUUGCAGGACUUUAGCAGGUAUUUUGUUGAGAAACUGUAGAUGUGAUUUAAGCUUAGAAGUGGGAUGCCUCAACCUACUUGUCUUCUUCUAAUUAACAAUGCAACCGUUAAUCCUGUGCAGCUAUCUUUCUACUUGAAAGAAAGGGGUUUAAAAACAUUACAUCUGAGUCAAUAUUAUUUCUUAUUUUCUGUAGCUCUUUCCAUUCGUUCAGAGAGCAUGAAAGAGUAUAAAAUUAAAUUUCUACUGUCACACCAGUGAUUGUAUUUUCCCUUGACAAGAGAUUGUACAGACUUUAAAGCAGUGAGAAAAACUGCUACCAUGUUAGAAUCGUAUGCUUAGAAUAAUACAGACAUGUCGUAAGAAGUAAGUCUUAAAACAGGUGAAACUGAAAGAAAAUUUGAAUGAGUUGUGAUGUAACAAAGGAUAUCUCUGUAAUAAUGAACAUGCCAGGACACUAAUACAAGUAAUCAGUGUAUUUCUGUAGCAGUUCCAGUAAUGUUGAGCUGUCCUGGGAUAUUACAGAGAUUAACUUUCCUAUAAGUAAAGGAAAUGCACAUGAAAAAUUUAAAAAAAAAAAAAAAAAUUAAUUGUGGGAAUGGUCAAGCACUGGAACAGAUUGCCCAGAUGGGUUAUGGAGUCUGUCUAUGGAGAUACUCAAAACCCAACUGGACAUGGGCCUGGCCAGACUGUUCCAGCUGACACUGGAGUUGAAGGCUUGGACUAGGUGAUGUCAAGAGGUACCUUCCAAUCUAAGAGAUUCUGUGAUUCUGCAGGUGGUAUCAUUGAAGUGAAUAAUAGGUUGCUGCUAAACAUAUAAAAUCUAAAAAGGACACUCACUUACCCAUGAGUGUCUUUUUUUUCUGGAGCUUUUUUAAUAUAUAUAUGCUUUCCUGAUACUCUUUGCAAAGAGUGCUCUCUUCAGUACGUUAUCAAUAAUGUGAUAGUAAUCAGUUUGAGAAUUUGAAUAAUUAUUCUGUACUACCCACUGAAAAUACUUUGCUUUAGU
Molecule: messenger RNA, 3653 nt
Organism: Hirundo rustica (Barn swallow)
Lineage: Eukaryota; Metazoa; Chordata; Aves; Passeriformes; Hirundinidae
Gene: CCDC57
Product: coiled-coil domain containing 57
Exons: 10
Coding region: 901-2337 (478 amino acids)
Source: RefSeq, a predicted model, not a curated record